AUGCAGGGAAGUGGACUGUGGGCCCUUUCAUGUGAGAAAAUUUGCAUCUGCACGGCCGGUGGAACAGAAUGUGCCGCACUACCCAACUCAAUCUGUGACCAGUUCAACAGACUGACAUGUGUGUGCUCUACCGCCCAAAGGUACCAGGCAAAACCCGAUAACAGCGGAUGUGAUUUCAAUUGUGGAACUCUCAUAAACCCCACAAAUGGAGCAGUUUCUACAACUGGUACAUUGCAGACUUCUGUAGCUACCUACAUAUGCAGUGCGGGGUACAAAUUGACUGGAGUGAGCACCAGAACUUGUGUCCUCGGCACAGGAUGGUCUGACGUAGCACCGACAUGUGUUGCAGGCAAGGUAGGAGAUUCCUGUGCAACAGUUACCAACUUAUGUGUGAACCUGAUCAACGCACCAUGUACAGGAGGCACCUGUACCUGUCUCAAUGGAUACACACAGAGCACUGAAUCUGAAUGCGUGGAAAUAAACGAAUGUGGUUCUUCUCCCUGCAAGUUCGGAGCGACAUGCAUCAACGGGAUAGCAAAAUUUACGUGCACGUGUGCUACUGGAUAUAAUGGAACUCAAUGUGAACUAAAUCCAAACGACUGCCUUUCUGUGCCGUGUCAGAAUGGAGGCGUGUGCACUGACGGACUUGCCGCCUUUACGUGCAGCUGUGCGGCCGGUUACACGGGAGCUACCUGCGCUACAAACAUCAACGAGUGUUCUUCAGCUCCGUGUCAGAAUGGGGCCUCUUGUAACGAUGGUGUCAACGGAUACACGUGUUCGUGUGUUGCUGGUUUUACCGGUAUCCACUGUGAGACAAACAUAAAUGACUGUAUAUCAAACCCAUGUAAGAACGGUGCCUCCUGCUUCGACGCCGUUAACAAGUACACGUGCAACUGUGCAGUUGGCUUCACAGGGACAAACUGUGACACAAACAUUGACGACUGCGCAUCUAACCCUUGCCGAAACGGAGGAAACUGUGCGGACGGAAUUGCCAGAUAUACUUGCACGUGCGCUGCUGGUUACACGGGAACUAACUGUGACACGAAUAUCGACGAAUGUGCAUCCACUCCGUGUAAAAAUGGCGCAGCUUGCACAGACGAAGUGAACGGUUACACGUGUACUUGUGUGGCAGGGUAUACAAGCACCUUGUGUGAGACAGAUAUCAAUGAAUGUUCCUCGAGCCCAUGCAAAAAUGGCGCCGCAUGCAACGACCUGGUGAACCUAUAUACAUGCAGUUGUGCACCAGGGUACACGGGACCUACUUGUGCUUCAGAUAUCGAUGAGUGUGCAGCGGCCACAUGCUUAAACGGUGGAUCAUGCAACGACGGCAUCAACAAAUUCACGUGCAGUUGCAAACCUGGGUAUACUGGAACGACAUGUGAAACAAAUAUCAACGAGUGUGCCACCGCUAUCUGUCAGAACGGAGGUUCAUGUGUGGACCAGGUGAAUUCGUAUAUAUGCAAUUGUGUGUCAGGGUACACUGGAACACACUGCGAAACGAACAUUAACGACUGUUCUCCGAAUCCAUGUCAGAACGGUGGCGCAUGCGCAGACCUUGUAUACGCGUACAAGUGUACUUGCCUUAAUGGCUACACUGGUAGCACAUGUGCGACAGAUAUCAACGAGUGUGCCACCGCUAUCUGUCAGAACGGAGGUUCAUGUGUGGACCAGGUGAAUUCGUAUAUAUGCAAUUGUGUGUCAGGGUACACUGGAACACACUGCGAAACGAACAUUAACGACUGUUCUCCGAAUCCAUGUCAGAACGGUGGCGCAUGCGCAGACCUUGUAUACGCGUACAAGUGUACUUGCCUUAAUGGCUACACUGGUAGCACAUGUGCGACAGAUAUCAAUGACUGCAGUCCGGAUCCAUGUGUAAAUGGCAUCUGCACAGACAAAGUUUUCGAUUACACGUGCGCAUGUUCUUCGGGAUACUCGGGCAAAAAUUGCAGCAUAGAUGUCAACGAGUGUCUGUCCAGUCCAUGUAGAAAUGGGGGCACGUGUACAGAUAUCGUCAGUGGAUAUUUUUGUAGAUGCGCAGCUGGAUACGAGGGUGUCACGUGUCAAACGGAUGCAAACGAAUGCCUGUCGUCGCUAUGCAGGACGGGGUCGACUUGUGUUGAUCGUGUCAAUGGCUACAUUUGUCAGUGCGCCCCUGGGUACACUGGGCAGUACUGCGACCAGGAUAUCAACGAGUGUGCCACCGCUAUCUGUCAGAACAGAGGUUCAUGUGUGGACCAGGUGAAUUCGUAUAUAUGCAAUUGUGUGUCAGGGUACACUGGAACACACUGCGAAACGAACAUCAAUGAGUGCGCGGGCCACACCUGUCAGAAUGGAUCCACUUGCGUGGAUAUCGUCAACGGGUUUACUUGCACUUGCGUUAACGGUUUCACUGGGGUAUUCUGCCAAUCAAACAUCAACGACUGUUCUCCGAAUCCAUGUCAGAACGGUGGCGCAUGCGCAGACCUUGUAUACGCGUACAAGUGUACUUGCCUUAAUGGCUACACUGGUAGCACAUGUGCGACAGAUAUCAAUGACUGCAGUCCGGAUCCAUGUGUAAAUGGCAUCUGCACAGACAAAGUUUUCGAUUACACGUGCGCAUGUUCUUCGGGAUACUCGGGCAAAAAUUGCAGCACAGAUGUCAACGAGUGUCUGUCCAGUCCAUGUAGAAAUGGGGGCACGUGUACAGAUAUCGUCAGUGGAUAUUUUUGUAGAUGCGCAGCUGGAUACGAGGGUGUCACGUGUCAAACGGAUGCAAACGAAUGCCUGUCGUCGCUAUGCAGGACGGGGUCGACUUGUGUUGAUCGUGUCAAUGGCUACAUUUGUCAGUGCGCCCCUGGGUACACUGGGCAGUACUGCGACCAGGAUAUCAACGAGUGUGCCACCGCUAUCUGUCAGAACGGAGGUUCAUGUGUGGACCAGGUGAAUUCGUAUAUAUGCAAUUGUGUGUCAGGGUACACUGGAACACACUGCGAAACGAACAUCAACGACUGUUCUCCGAAUCCAUGUCAGAACGGUGGCGCAUGCGCAGACCUUGUAUACGCGUACAAGUGUACUUGCCUUAAUGGCUACACUGGUAGCACAUGUGCGACAGAUAUCAAUGACUGCAGUCCGGAUCCAUGUGUAAAUGGCAUCUGCACAGACAAAGUUUUCGAUUACACGUGCGCAUGUUCUUCGGGAUACUCGGGCAAAAAUUGCAGCACAGAUGUCAACGAGUGUCUGUCCAGUCCAUGUAGAAAUGGGGGCACGUGUACAGAUAUCGUCAGUGGAUAUUUUUGUAGAUGCGCAGCUGGAUACGAGGGUGUCACGUGUCAAACGGAUGCAAACGAAUGCCUGUCGUCGCUAUGCAGGACGGGGUCGACUUGUGUUGAUCGUGUCAAUGGCUACAUUUGUCAGUGCGCCCCUGGGUACACUGGGCAGUACUGCGACCAGGAUAUAAAUGAGUGUCUGAGUCAUCAGUGCCAGAACUCCGCCACGUGCGUUGAUAAAGUGAAUACGUACACAUGCACGUGCAAAGCAGGCUACACCGGAACGCUUUGUGAAAUAGAUAUCAAUGAUUGCUCCCCAAAUCCGUGUCAGAACGGUGGCACGUGCACAGAUAAAGUCAAUGGAUAUACCUGCGCAUGUGCAGACGGAUAUACAGGAACAACGUGUAGUCCUGAUUGCGGAACAAUCGUGCCGGCUAUUUACGGAACCGUUAACCAUUCGGAGGGAACUCUUUACGAGGCAAAGGCAUAUUUCUCGUGCGAGACAGGCUACACACGCACUGGCUUGGCCUCUGUGUCCUGUCGUGCAGACCAAACGUGGAGUGGAUCCACGCCUACAUGUGUUAUCAAAGACUGUGGCACUUUGUCUAAGCCUCUGAAUGGUUCGGUAAGCUUUGUACCUAACACCGAGUAUCUAAGUCAGGCCGAGUUCGAAUGCGAUAUUGGGUAUUGUUACCUAAGCGGUAACAAAACCAGGACGUGCACAGACAGUGGAAGGUCCGCUGGCGUAUGGGCCGGCACCAGUCCUACCUGCGUGAUUAAAGAUUGUGGCCUAUUGACUGCCCCUGGCAACGGUACAAUAGAUACCCAGACCGGCACAAAAUAUCAAAGUGUCACUCUGUUCUACUGCAACACUGGCUUUGAUCUUAUUGGAGUUAUCUCAACCAAAUGCGGCGCAGAUGGAGUCUGGGAUUCCGUGAAACCCAGGUGUCAGAUAAAAGGUUGUCCAACGCUGACAGCGCCUUCUAAUGGUGCAGUAGACCUCUCUGAUGGACUGCUGUAUGAAGAUAUUGCAACGUUCAGCUGCAAUACUGGAUACGCUAUAGUUGACUGCGGACCGGUGGCCAACAUUACACAAGGAACGUUGACCUAUUCGCCUGCAAACAGUAAGCAAUACGGAUCAACGGUGUUCUACGAUUGUAAAGACGGGUACGAAAUAAAGGGAGUUUCCUCCAGAGUUUGUGAGGCGAAUGGACUGUGGAGUGGUACACAACCAUCGUGCGCAAUACUGAGUAAUGUUACAAGGAAGUGCCUGGAGGAUGGGAAGUGGCAGCUUCCAAAUUACAACUGUAUUAGAACUGCCGUGAACAACGUGCUUAUUGUGAACUUUUUCAAGUCUGCAAGUAAUUUAUUAGAUGACAAAAACAAGGGGUCCUGGCAGUCUAUGCAAGAAUCGAAAAGCAAUGGCGGAGAAAAGGUUUUAUCUUCAGUCGAUAAAUUAGGCGAAGCACUAAGGAAUAAAAUACAAAACGGAACCGAUGGAUUUAAUACUUCAACCACCAUUAUUGAAACAAACGUCGCCAUAGAAGUGAAAAAAGUAAAGAAGCAGGAUGUUAAAUUCCCUACAACCAGCAUUACCACCGAAAACUCAAAAGAUGACUGGGUUAAAGACUCGCAAAGCAGUAUUCGUCUUGACGCCGAAGCAUUAGGCAACACUGACGUCGUCGUGACAGCUAUAAUGUACAAGGAUAUGAAUGACAUAUUACCAGCCAGCUCGGAAGACAUCACUGUCUCUACAAAAGGCACAGUGUUUAACGGACCCGUUCUUUCGUUUUCCAUAUUUCCGAAGGUUGAAAAUCUAGAUCCGCCUGUCACGAUUGUCUUCAAACAUUCACAGACAAAUCUCUCGAGUGCCGCAUGCAGUUAUUGGAAAUUCGGAAGUGCCAACGUUACCGGAAAAUGGUCAAGUGACGGAUGUACUGUUCGAGAAUCAAACAAUUCAUUUACAGUCUGUGAUUGCAACCAUCUUACCAAUUUUGCUGUGCUUAUGAGUCCAUUUGUCGAAGCUGACUCGGAGUCCAUUCCACUUCGAGUUGUCUCGAUUGUCGGCAUUGGACUUUCUAUGUUGUGUCUGCUGAUAACUAUCCUGAUACACGUAUGCCUUUGGAGGUAUCUGAAGAGUGAAAGGGCAGUCCUCUUACUCAACCUCAGUAUUGCUCUGCUGUCCUCUUAUAUCAUAUUUCUGGCUGGAGUUGACCGAACAGAAAGCUCGAUUUUUUGCGCUGUGGUGGCGGCAUUGCUGCAGUACAUAUACUUGGUGGUAUUCUGUCUGAUGUUAGCUGAGGGUAUUGAACUAGCAGUGACAGUUCUGUAUGUGUUCGCAACAAGGUCUCGACUCCGGGUUCUAGUCGUUUCUGCUUGGCUUUUACCAGCGAUAGUUGUUGGCAUUUCGCUAGGAGUAACUAAAGCGGAAGGCUAUGGAAAUAAACAUUUCUGCUGGCUUUCCAUCUCCCGUGGUCUAAUAUGGUCUUUUAUCGGACCUGCCUUAGUCAUAAUAAUCUUCAAUAUUAUCUGCCUUAUACUGGUUAUAAAAAUAAUGUGUGGCAUGAAGUCAAUGGAGACGAAGACUUCUGCGGAGAAGAUAAAGACCAGUUUGCGUUCUCUGUGCGUGCUCGUGCCAUUGAUGGGCGUUUCGUGGAUACUCGGCAUCUUCUACAUCAACGAUGAUUUAUUUUUCAUGCAAUACCUGUUCGCAAUCUGCAAUGGGCUUCAGGGAGUGUUCAUCUUUAUAUUCCACUGUGUGCUUAACAAAACAUGUCAGUGCUCCUAUGAAUGUCCAGUAUUCUACAUGGUCCCCCAAAGGUAUUUCGUCUAA
Dreissena polymorpha is the source of this 6078-nucleotide messenger RNA. Its product is annotated as neurogenic locus Notch protein-like. Bases 1 to 6078 code for a protein of 2025 amino acids. NCBI's taxonomy places the organism in Eukaryota, Metazoa, Mollusca, Bivalvia, Myida, Dreissenidae. Gene Ontology annotation, cellular component: membrane. The transcript has 53 exons. Gene Ontology annotation, biological process: Notch signaling pathway; G protein-coupled receptor signaling pathway. The record is from RefSeq and is a predicted model, not a curated record. Gene Ontology annotation, molecular function: G protein-coupled receptor activity; Notch binding; calcium ion binding.